Molecule: messenger RNA, 1689 nt
Organism: Aspergillus puulaauensis
Lineage: Eukaryota; Fungi; Ascomycota; Eurotiomycetes; Eurotiales; Aspergillaceae
Gene: clxA
Product: calnexin
Exons: 5
Coding region: 1-1689 (562 amino acids)
Biological process (GO): protein folding
Cellular component (GO): endoplasmic reticulum membrane; endoplasmic reticulum
Molecular function (GO): calcium ion binding
Source: RefSeq, a predicted model, not a curated record
AUGCGUCUCAACACAGCUCUUACCUCCGCCCUGGUCUCCUCGGCCUCGCUCAUGGGCUAUGCCCAUGCCGCCGAGGACGAGGCCGCCCCCGAUGCCGCUUCAGUGGUCGAGAGACCUACUUUUACGCCCACCGACCUUAAGGCUCCUUUCUUGGAACAGUUUACCGACGACUGGCAAUCGCGAUGGAAUCCUUCGCAUGCGAAGAAGGAAGACUCCAAGUCCGAGGAGGACUGGGCCUACGUCGGCGAAUGGGCUGUUGAGGAACCCUCUGUCUUUAAGGGUAUUGAGGGAGACAAGGGUCUGGUCGUCAAGAAUGUUGCGGCCCACCACGCCAUUUCCGCAAAGUUCCCGAAGAAGGUUGAUAACAAAGGCAAGACCCUUGUCGUUCAGUAUGAGGUUAAGCCACAGAACUCCCUGGUCUGCGGUGGUGCCUACAUGAAGCUUCUCCAGGAUAACAAGAAGCUAAGCUCCGAUGAGUUCUCUAACACUACCCCCUACGUAAUUAUGUUUGGUCCCGACAAGUGCGGUGCCACCAACAAGGUUCACUUCAUCUUCCGUCACAAGAACCCCAAGACUGGCGAGUACGAGGAGAAGCACCUGAAGGCUCCUCCUGCUGCCCGUACCAGCAAGACUACCUCCCUCUACACCCUUAUCGUUCGCCCCGACCAAUCCUUCCAGAUCCUCAUUGACGGCGAUGCUGUCAAGAACGGUACUCUUCUCGAGGAUUUCAGCCCUUCCGUCAACCCCGAGAAGGAGAUUGAUGACCCCAAAGACAAGAAGCCCGACACCUGGGUUGAUGAGGCCAAGAUUCCCGAUCCCGAGGCAACUAAGCCCGAUGACUGGGACGAGGAGGCCCCCUUCGAGAUUGUUGACGAGGCUGCUGAGAAGCCGGACGACUGGCUAGAGGAUGAGCCUAACAGCGUUCCCGACCCUGAGGCAGAGAAGCCCGAGGACUGGGAUGAUGAGGAAGACGGUGACUGGAUCCCUCCCACUGUUCCUAACCCCAAGUGCAGUGAAGUCUCUGGCUGUGGCCCCUGGUCUCCUCCCUUGAUCAAGAACCCUGCCUACAAGGGCAAAUGGUCUGCUCCUCUUAUCGACAACCCCGCCUACAAGGGACCUUGGGCUCCCCGCAAAAUUGCCAACCCCGCCUACUAUGAGGACAAGACCCCAUCCAACUUUGAGCCCAUUGGCGCUAUUGGCUUCGAGAUCUGGACUAUGCAAAACGACAUCCUGUUUGAUAACAUCUACAUUGGACACUCCGUCGAGGAUGCUGAGAAGCUCCGCAAGGAGACCUUUGAUGUCAAGCACGCUAUUGAGGUAGCUGAGGAGGCAGCUUCCAAGCCCAAGCAGGAGGAGAAGGAGGCCGGUACUAGCGUCACUUUCAAGGAGGACCCUGUCACCUAUGUCCGCGAGAAGAUUGACCACUUCGUUGGUCUCGCCAAGGAAGACCCCGUCAACGCCGUCAAGCAGGUUCCUGAGGUGGCUGGUGGCCUUGGUGCCGUUCUCGUUACCAUGAUCCUGAUCAUUGUUGGCGCUGUUGGGGCUAGCAGCCCCGCACCUGCCCCAGUUAAGAAGGGCAAGGAGGCCGCCAAGGCUACAACGGAGAAGGCCAGUGAAGCUGUCAGCUCCGCCGCGGAAACUGCCAAGGGCGGUGCCACUAAGCGCACUACCCGAUCCUCCGCAGAAUAA